This is a messenger RNA of Candoia aspera, 927 nucleotides long. RefSeq names its product dynactin subunit 3 (gene DCTN3). The coding region runs from base 39 to 608 and encodes 189 amino acids. The record is from RefSeq and is a predicted model, not a curated record. Lineage: Eukaryota; Metazoa; Chordata; Lepidosauria; Squamata; Candoiidae. The transcript has 7 exons. Gene Ontology annotation, cellular component: dynactin complex. Gene Ontology annotation, biological process: cytoskeleton-dependent cytokinesis.
AUUGGCUCCUCAGGCGCUGGGUGUCGGCUGGGGCCAAGAUGGCGGUGGCGGAGGUGCGGCAGCUGCAGAGCCGCCUGGACGCCUUGGAGGAGCGGGUGUUCGGGGCCCCCGCGGGAGCCGCAUCUGCGGGGGGAGCCCGGAAGGUAGCAGAUGGCUUAGUCAAGGUUCAAGUGGCCUUGGGAAACAUUGCAAGCAAAAGAGAGAGAGUUAAAAUUCUUUUCAAAAAAAUUGAAGACAUCCUAAAAUACCUGGAUCCUCAGUACAUUGAUCGAAUGGCUGUCCCAGAUGCCAUGAAGCUGCAGUUCAUCUUGGCAGAAGAACAAUCCAUCACGGCCCAGGCAGCACUUCUGGAGCAGGUGAACAGCCUACAGCCGUAUUUGGACAGUGCACACAUCAAAGCUGCUCCUGAUCAUGCCACCAAGCUCCAGCGGCUUUCACAGAUACACCUUCAGCAGCAGGAUCAGUGCGAAGCUGUGACCGAGAACAUCCGGUUACUUCUAGAAGAUUACAACAAAAUGACUCUCCUUCUUUCUAAACAGUUUGUCCAGUGGGAUGAAAUGCUGACCCAGCUGGAAGCUGCAAAGCAAGUGAGGCCUGCUCCCGAGUGAAGGCCAGGCCUCGGUGUCAUUCAGGCUUCUGGGCCCUUUCGAGCUUCACAUAAUCUCCUGCUUCAGAUCCCGGAUCUCUGCGUUAACAGGGGUUGCCUGGGAAUUGGUAGCACCCCUGAGUUUCACCUGGUAGCGUGGCGUCAGUCUGGAAGCCAUGUCCUGACCUUAUGGGGCUAAAUGCCUCCACAUCUUCUUUAAGGUUACUGUUUCCCCUUAAUUUAUUUUUAUUCUUCAUUCAGCCAAUUCAUUGGGAAUGCAUGAUUUGUCAGACGAAGUACCUGUUACUACGGACCAUAAUAAAAUCCUCAUGAAUCCCCAA